Syngnathoides biaculeatus (alligator pipefish) is the source of this 2172-nucleotide messenger RNA. RefSeq names its product corticotropin-releasing factor-binding protein-like. The record is from RefSeq and is a predicted model, not a curated record. The coding region runs from base 309 to 1289 and encodes 326 amino acids. The transcript has 7 exons. Gene Ontology annotation, biological process: hormone-mediated signaling pathway; negative regulation of corticotropin secretion; negative regulation of corticotropin-releasing hormone receptor activity. Gene Ontology annotation, molecular function: corticotropin-releasing hormone binding. Lineage: Eukaryota; Metazoa; Chordata; Actinopteri; Syngnathiformes; Syngnathidae.
UUAUAUUUAUUACAAUACAUGAUAUGUACUUUUUGUUUUGUGGAGCGCUGUGAGAUUUCACCCAUAUAAAAUAUGUGGCUUGGCUCACCAAAUGUUAGGAUCGGUACAGCGACAAGUGCAGCCGUGUAGUAUAACUCCUCGCGAACAUAUUUUCAGGUAAGCAGACUUGCAAUGUGCGAAAUGACGACGCUGCUGGGAUGCCCGACUGAGCCUGUGCGGCUGCUGUAUAAAAGCCGCCCCAGCGCAUUCGGAGCUGUUCUUCUCGUGAGCAACGUGAGACACGCGUGUACAUCAUCAUCAUCAUCAUCAUGUCUCCGUCUGGGCGCUCACAAGUUCUCUUCCUCGUCCUCCUCUCCCUCUCGCCCCGCACGAUGCUCAGCCGCCACAUCGAGGAGGACCCCCCUUCUGACGGAUUAUAUUCUCUUCUCGGUUUGGAGCAGAAGAGCGAAUCGGAGGACUUCAUUUUCAAACGACCUCUCAGAUGUUUGGACAUGUUGGCCACCGAGGGUCACUUCACCUUCGCGGCCGCGGCCGAGGCGCCGCAUCAGCUGGCCUGCGCCGCCUUCGUCAUCGGCGAGCCCGACGAGGUCAUCGGCCUGGAGCUGUCCGACGUCGACGUCGACUGCGACGCCGGCGACUUCAUCAAGAUAUUUGACGGCUGGGUUUUGAAGGGCGAGAAGUUCCCCAGCAGCGAGGACCACCCGCUGCCUCUGCAACGGCGCUACACAGACGUCUGCUCGUCAGCAGCGGCGGCCCGCGCCACCCGCUCGUCUCAGAACGUCGCCAUGGUCUUCUUCCGCGUCCGCAACCCCGACAGCGGCUUCACCCUCGUCGUGAAGAAGUUGCGCAACCCGUUCCCGUGUAACGUAAUGUCUCAGAGCCCGGAGGGCAGCUUCACCAUGGUGAUGGCGCAUCAGCACAGGAACUGCAGCUUCUCCGUCGUCUACCCGGUGGAGAUCCAGCUGACGCAGCUCAGCCUGGGGCACGCCAAAAGCAACCAGCUGGGGCCCAAGGCGAGGCUGUCGUCUGGAUGUCGGGGUUCCGGCGACUACGUAGAAGUGCUGGGCGGAAACGGGGUGGACACGUCGCACAUGUUCCCCGUCGCCGAUCUGUGUUUUCCUCUCAUUGGGCUCGCCCAGAUGAAGAUCGGCUGCGAUAACUCGGUGGUGAGGCUGGUGUCCAGUGGCAACUACGUCAACCGAGUGUCUUUCCGCUACAGACUACUCCGACGCGACCGGCUGCCCGAGGCCCACGAGAACGCCGUGGACAACGUGUGCAAUGUGGAAUGAAACGGCAUAAGUCACACAAAUCGUCAAUGAAAUUUCAUUUUAUCUUUACUAGUAGGUAUUCAACUCAUUCGCUGCCGUGGACGUUCAUAUUGGUCAACUGAAAUCUCAACCGUUUACUCCCAAUCGCGUACAAAUCAGGUUUGGAAACUCAGCGCUUUUAAAUGAUGAUUAACAAAUCGCUGUAGAUGGCGGCCUUGCGUUGCUUUACAGUGUUCGGGUACAAGAUAAAGAUUAGGCAGGUGAUGGAAUUUUUUUUUUUUUUUUUUUUUAACCUCGAUUACGAGUGAGAGAAUUGCCAACAACGAGUUCAGCCACCUCACACUCAAACAGAACAUAAAGUAUAUACUAGAUGUAGGGUUCAAGCGGAGUACAAUCGGGACGCCCAGUAGUCAUGCAAGAAACCAAUGACGUUCAACUCGAGUCACGAAGCGAGGUCGGCUCCCUCACGGCAUGUUUCCUAGUUGUACAUCUGUCGAGAAAUGAUUUUUGCUAGUCUUAUUGUUGUUGCUUUAUAGUUUGAGAUGUCACAAAAGGAACAUAAAGAAGUAGAAGAAGAGUGUCUGCUUGACAUGUUUGUUCUCACGAAAACCUCAUUUUCUCCACAUUCUGGUCAGAAACUGAAAGACUUUUUCUUGUGGAAGAAAUGAAGUUGUUUUGUUUGGUACUGUAAUUAUACCGUCGCGAAACCCAACAUUCCGUAAGUCUUGAUAGAGCAGCCGAAAGUAACGCGCUUGGCCAAUAAAGCUGGUUCUGAUUCUGAGAAGACUGUAAAACAGCUGGCAGUGAAUGAGUUAAUUUACACUCCGGAUUCUUACCUUUACUUGAUGUGAAACGCUCAAGAUAAUUAUCUUAUUCUUUUAAACUUGUGCUUCAUCUUACUUAC